Messenger RNA from Zophobas morio, 348 nucleotides. RefSeq names its product tenecin-1-like. Bases 33 to 281 code for a protein of 82 amino acids. Gene Ontology annotation, biological process: defense response to bacterium; humoral immune response. Lineage: Eukaryota; Metazoa; Arthropoda; Insecta; Coleoptera; Tenebrionidae. The transcript is spliced from 2 exons. The record is from RefSeq and is a predicted model, not a curated record.
AGUAUCAAGACUACAAUAUACACUACAUCAUCAUGAACAAGCUAACACUUGCUUUCGCUCUUGCAAUUUUUGCCUUUGUGUGCAGCUGCCAAGUUAAUUCGCUGCCGACUGGAGAAGAAGGGUUGCACGUGGUAGAGUCUACUCAGCAAGACCACGUUCGUGUCAAAAGGUUCACCUGCGACAUUUUGGGGAGUGAUGCUGCUUGCUCUGUCCAUUGUAUGGGUCAUGGACACAGAGGGGGUUACUGUAACGAUGAAAAAGUCUGCGUGUGCCGUGAUUAAUUAAAUACAUUUCAAUCAAUGGCACCAUUAUGAAUUUAACAAAACAAUAAAAUUGUUUUAUUCUUUU